Messenger RNA from Suillus bovinus, 1145 nucleotides. RefSeq lists its product as uncharacterized. The transcript has 5 exons. Lineage: Eukaryota; Fungi; Basidiomycota; Agaricomycetes; Boletales; Suillaceae. The record is from RefSeq and is a predicted model, not a curated record. Bases 74 to 964 code for a protein of 296 amino acids.
CCCAUUUCCUGUCCUCGAUUUACGUGCAUUACUUUCUUCACGACUUAUUCUCAACUUCAACUCGCCUUACAAUAUGAUUUCCGCUAUCUUCGACAGUGCCGCCCAUGUCACCGUCGCUGGGUGCCUCGGAGCCUUCUUUUUCAAACAUACUGUGGUGGAUCGCACGUUCAAGGCCGUCAAAAAAGCGGAGAGCAUUACCGCUGGCCUCGUUAUAUCCGAAUUAUGUAUAUCUGUCGCGGCCCUAGUUCUAGCUUCCCACAGGACCGCCCAGAUAAUCCUCAGUAAAGAAGCUCAAUCUCCUCCGAAGCACAAUUUGGCCGAGUUCAAUACGCCUCUCAUCUCAGUCAUCUGCAAGAAAAACGCCAAGCGCCUCUCAAUCGAUUCUGAUACCACUCUUGUUGACCACGAUAAUGAUUUCGUGAGGGAUCUCUCUGACGCAGACAUUCAGGAAAGCACUUCAUUCGCGAUCGAUGACUUGACGGGACCCUCUCCGAGUCAGCGGACGCAGCUCAGCCUCCAGCCAAUCAUCCCAGAGGACGGACCCCUGACGACCACCGACAUUUCGCUUCUUGUGGACGCUUCGACUCAAACAGACACAACGCUCUCUCUCGGCAGCAUUAUGCCUCAGAUUGUCUCGCCUCAGCUGAAACCCCCGGAUACGAAACGGCAUCGAAACUUCCGCCCGGGCAGAGACAAGCAUGCGUCUAGAUCCACACGCGUGAUUGCUGUCCGUGGCAGCAUCGAACGCGCUUACGCUAAGCAACAAGUAGAACACACUGCUAUCAUACUAGAACAUCUUGAACAACUGCACAACGAUCUCCUCGCCGACCAAACCGCUCUUGUCGACGGCUGGGCAGCUGCCAUGUCCCAGCUUGGACUCACCUCUGCGCUGUCGCCUGCCACCCCGCCUCUGCACCAGAAUACGUCCAACCCAGGAAUCUCGAUCGACAUUAUUCAAGACUGACAUCUUUACUAUGCACAUCGCUACUCCUCAGGUCCCCUACGACCAAAUACCGAAGACCUACACCGGCCUCCCUCGUUGUCCCCUACGACCUGGAGCUUCAAUACCCGCGAGGUUGAAGGCCACUGCUGGCCGCGCACGAUCUAUCUCUCCGCGCCGCCUGGAUAUCUCUGCAGUCUUCGAU